GUAAUGAUUGGACAUUUGUGUCAGUUACUCAGUGGCGUAACCAAUCAGAUAAGCGGUUACUUGUCGUCGGCGACAACCGAUGUAAACAAACACCGGAGGAGAAACGUGAUGACAGUUAUUUGUUUUGUGUCCCGAGAAGCAGGUUUGUUUUAUAUUGUUUAGUUUGAUAUAUUAGGACUCCAUAGUCUGCAACACAGAGCUGCAUCUGCUGCAAACAUGAACCUCGGAGAUGGGUUGCUGCUCCACCUCGAGAAUGGAAAGCCACAGCUCGUAUUACUGCAUCGCGGGGAGACAUCUGGGAUAAACAAGCUCUAUAGGCCUGGAUUACCCAGAAGGCCGAAGGGCCCGCUAACCUCCUCUGCCCCGCUCGCCUCCUCCUCCACCCGACGGAGCACCGUGACAUCACGCAACUCCUCAAAGACACCUGCCAAUCACACGACAGUGGUCAAGAGCAGAGCUGUGUCAGUGUUGUCUGUACCAGAGCGCUACAGACCGCCCCCGCGUGUUCCAUCCUCCAAGAGGACAACUAAGACUCCUGCCAAUGGCAGGACAAGACAGACAGAGGCUUUGGCCAAUGGGGAUGCAGGUGUGAGGGAGGGCUUGGCUCGUCUGACCAACCAGGAGCUGACUGCCAGCAGCACGUUCCUCAGCCCAGAUGAGGAGGAGGUCCUGAAGCCGUCUGCAGACCAGACCCAGGUCAGCCUCUCUCCUUCUACCCCUAAGCCAGAGCAGAACAACCCCUUGCUCCUCCCUCUUAGAGCUCCGCCUCCAGCUCUAGCCCCUCCCCAAGCAAGAGCUCCGCCCCCAUCACUGGCCGCACCCGUUUCCCCUCCCCGAGCUCUAGCCGCGCCCCGUGGUCGAGGGAGAGAGGGGCAGUCCAGCAGCUGUGGAGGGAGAGCCAGUUUCCUGAGGUCCAUGACAGCCCUCCUGGACCCUGCAGAGCUGGAGGAGAGAGAGAGGAGGAGAAGCAAACAGCAGGAUCAACUGCGGGCGAUCGAGGCUCAGCUAGCAGAACAACGUGAGCAGAGAGAGGAGGAGAAGAGGAGGGAGGAGGAGACGGAGGAGAAGAGGAGAGAAGAGGAGGCAGAGGAGCAGAGGAAGAUGAAGGAGCAGGCGGAGCAGAACAUCUUGCACCUCCCUCUGAAAGCUCCGCCCAAAGCUCUAACCCCUCCCCAAUCUCUAGCUCCUCCCCCAUCACCAGCCACACCAGUGUCCCCUCCCCGAGCUCCAGCCACGCCCCCUGGUCCAGGGAGGGGGGAGGAGCCGAGCAGCUGUGGAGAGAGAGCUAGUUUCCUGAGGUCCAUGACAGCCCUCCUGGACCCUGCAGAGAUGGAGGAGAGAGAGAGGAGGAGAAGCAAACAGCAGGAUCAACUGCGGGCGAUCGAGGCUCAGCUAGCAGAACAACGUGAGCAGAGAGAGGAGGAGAAGAGGAGGGAGGAGGAGGAGAAGAGGAAGGAGCAGGUGGAGCAGAUCCCACAGCAGGAGGUUCUACUGAGUAGUGAGAAGCCAAUCAGAGAGCUCCCAAGAUCGCAUGGCCAUGUAGUGCUGAAGCAACACAGUGUCAGCAUCCGAGGACCUAAAGGAGGUCAGGGAGCUAAGGGAGAGGAACCAACACGGAAUAAGAAGCGAGGAAAAGGAGAUCUGUACCAGGAGUUGGCGAGGCCCGAGAGAACAGACACUCCAAGGGGGCUUCCUGCUGUCAGACCACCGGGCCCCUCCUCCCAUCAUCCCGAGCAGGACUACUUUCCCUACGUCCGAACAGCUGACAUCAUCCAUCUUGAACCACUGGAUCGCAACGGCACAGCCACCCCACACUCUACCAACACACACGGUCAGAAAGAAAUACUACUGAGUCUUGCUGCUCUACGGAAGGGUUUGUUGCAGAAGCAGAAAGAGAUGGAGUCAAGUGGGAGGCUCCUCCCCCCAGUGACAUCACAACGCAGCUGACACCCAUCCCCUGGGGGGGGCUUGAGCACUUCCAGUCUUUUAACAGUCAGAUAGCAAUGCAUUUUCACCAUGGUUGCCAGGUCUACCAGUGAUCAUCCCUUGGUACUCUGAUCUCUGAAUGUAUAAUAAAAGUAUUUGUAUAAUAAAUCUUAAAUUUGACCUUAA
Molecule: messenger RNA, 2112 nt
Organism: Gadus macrocephalus (Pacific cod)
Lineage: Eukaryota; Metazoa; Chordata; Actinopteri; Gadiformes; Gadidae
Gene: ccdc66
Product: coiled-coil domain containing 66
Exons: 16
Coding region: 217-1947 (576 amino acids)
Biological process (GO): cilium assembly
Cellular component (GO): microtubule; cilium
Molecular function (GO): microtubule binding
Source: RefSeq, a predicted model, not a curated record